This is a messenger RNA of Fukomys damarensis (Damara mole-rat), 6531 nucleotides long. RefSeq names its product leucine rich repeat containing 8 VRAC subunit B (gene Lrrc8b). Bases 327 to 2738 code for a protein of 803 amino acids. Gene Ontology annotation, molecular function: protein binding. The transcript has 5 exons. The record is from RefSeq and is a predicted model, not a curated record. Lineage: Eukaryota; Metazoa; Chordata; Mammalia; Rodentia; Bathyergidae.
GGCAGGUGGCGCGGCUGCAGGGCUGAGUGGCAGCCUGGCUGCUUCCUCUCCUCUGGACGGGAGGACCUCUGCUGAAGGCGGGGGUCAUCUGGGGCAAGAGAAGUGGGCGAUCGUGCUGAGGCUGCCCCCAGUUUGCCACCCGCAGGAAUUCUUCACGUUGAAACUAAUUGCACUUUCCAGUUGACCAGCAUUCAUAGGAAUGAAGACGAACUCAGAGAUGGUGUGUCUAAGAAACUUCAAAAGGUGUAGACCUCCUGACUGAGGCAAAGUUGAUACAUUUGAUUCAUUUUUUUCUAUCAUAUUCUGUACUCAUACAAACGAAAGUCAUGAUUACACUAACAGAGCUAAAAUGUUUAGCAGAUGCCCAGUCAUCUUAUCACAUCUUAAAACCAUGGUGGGAUGUCUUCUGGUAUUACAUCACCCUCAUCAUGCUGUUGGUGGCUGUGCUGGCGGGAGCUCUCCAGCUUACGCAGAGCAGGGUUCUGUGCUGUCUUCCAUGCAAAGUGGAAUUCGACAAUCACUGUGCUGUGCCUUGGGACAUCUUAAAAGCCAGCAUGAACACAACCUCUAAUUCUGGGACCCCACUUCCGCUCCCCCUCCGAAUCCAGAAUGACCUCCACCGGCAGCAGUACUCCUACAUUGAUGCUGUCUGUUAUGAGAAGCAGCUCCACUGGUUUGCAAAAUUCUUCCCCUAUCUGGUGCUCUUGCACACUCUUAUCUUCGCAGCCUGCAGCAACUUCUGGCUUCACUACCCCAGUACCAGUUCCAGGCUGGAGCAUUUUGUGGCCAUCCUUCACAAGUGCUUCGAUUCUCCAUGGACCACCCGGGCCCUGUCAGAAACAGUGGCCGAGCAGUCAGUGAGGCCCCUGAAACUCUCCAAAUCCAAGACUUUGCUUUCAACCUCAGGGUGUUCAGCUGAUAAUGAUUCCAGCAAGCAGUCAUUGCCCUACCCACAGCCGGGCCUGGAGUCAGCUGGCAUAGAAAGCCCAACUUCCAGUGUCCUGGACAAGAAGGAGGGUGAACAGGCCAAAGCCAUCUUUGAAAAAGUGAAAAGAUUCCGAAUGCAUGUGGAGCAGAAGGACAUAAUUUAUCGGGUAUAUCUGAAGCAGAUUAUAGUCAAAGUCAUUUUGUUUGUCUUCAUUAUAACUUAUGUUCCAUAUUUUUUAACCUACAUCACUCUUGAAAUUGACUGUUCAGUUGAUGUGCAGGCUUUUACAGGAUAUAAGCGCUACCAGUGUGUCUACUCCUUGGCAGAAAUAUUUAAGGUCUUGGCUUCAUUUUAUGUCAUUUUGGUAAUACUUUAUGGUCUCACCUCCUCCUACAGCUUGUGGUGGAUGCUGAGGAGUUCCCUGAAGCAAUAUUCCUUUGAAGCACUAAGAGAAAAAAGCAACUACAGUGAUAUCCCAGAUGUCAAGAAUGAUUUUGCAUUCAUCCUUCAUCUAGCUGAUCAGUAUGAUCCUCUUUAUUCCAAACGCUUCUCCAUAUUCCUGUCAGAGGUCAGCGAGAACAAACUGAAACAGAUCAACCUCAACAAUGAAUGGACAGUUGAGAAACUGAAAAGUAAGCUUGUGAAAAACUCCCAGGACAAGAUAGAGCUGCAUCUUUUUAUGCUCAGUGGUCUUCCUGACAAUGUCUUUGAGUUGACAGAAAUGGAAGUGCUAAGCCUGGAACUUAUCCCAGAGGUUAAGCUGCCCUCUGCAGUCUCGCAGCUGAUCAAUCUCAAGGAGCUUCAUGUGUACCACUCGUCCCUAGUGGUAGACCAUCCUGCACUGGCCUUCCUAGAGGAGAAUUUAAAAAUUCUCCGCCUGAAAUUCACUGAAAUGGGAAAAAUCCCGCGUUGGGUAUUUCACCUGAAAAAUCUCAAGGAACUUUAUCUGUCAGGCUGUGUUCUCCCUGAGCAGUUGAGUACCAUGCAGUUAGAGGCCUUUCAGGACUUGAAAAACCUGAGGACCCUCUACCUGAAGAGCAGCCUGUCCAGGAUCCCCCAAAUUGUCACAGACCUCUUACCUUCCCUGCAGAAACUGUCCCUUGACAAUGAGGGCAGCAAACUGGUUGUGUUGAACAACUUGAAAAAGAUGGUCAAUCUGAAAAGCCUAGAACUGAUCAGCUGUGACCUGGAACGAAUUCCACACUCCAUUUUCAGCCUGAACAAUUUGCAUGAGUUAGAUCUAAAGGAAAAUAACCUGAAAACUGUGGAAGAGAUCAUUAGCUUUCAGCAUCUGCAGAACCUUUCCUGCUUAAAGUUGUGGCACAAUAACAUUGCUUAUAUUCCUGCCCAGAUUGGCGCAUUAUCUAACCUAGAGCAACUCUUUUUGGAUCAUAAUAAUAUUGAGAAUCUACCCUUGCAGCUUUUUCUAUGCACCAAACUACACUAUUUGGAUCUAAGCUAUAACCACCUGACCUUCAUUCCAGAAGAAAUCCAGUAUCUGAAUAAUUUACAGUACUUCGCCCUGACCAACAACAAUAUCGAGACACUACCAGAUGGGCUGUUUCAGUGCAAGAAGCUGCAGUGUUUGCUUUUGGGGAGAAAUAGCCUGACUGAGCUGUCCCCUCACGUGGGUGAGCUGUCAAACCUCACUCAUCUGGAGCUCACUGGGAAUUACCUGGAAACAUUGCCUCCGGAGCUGGAAGGGUGUCAGGCUCUGAAACGCAGCUGUCUGCUUGUGGAGGACAGUUUGCUCAGUACGCUUCCUCUCCCUGUGACUGAACGUUUGCAGACAUGCUUAGAUAAGUGUUGACCUAAGAUCAGAGGCCCAUGUCUCAAGAGUAUUUUUUAAUUAUGUCCCAGGGCUUUAAAGGAGAAGUAAUUUCUUACACUAUAAAACUGAGAAAUGGGUGAUGAUGAUUAUCCACCAAAUAUCUUACUCUAAAGCAACUCAGUGUCUAUUUCAAAGUUGAAUAGGUAAAAGUGUUAACACAACUGGAAUCUUGUAACUGAUCUUUAAUUUAUUGAGAUAUUAUAAGAAGUAUACAUUGAAGGUGGACUGAGAGGCAUGAAAUUAUUAAAUCUUUACUAUAAGUUUCUUUUGUUCUUUCCUAGUCUCUCUUAUUUGCACACUUGCUUUUCCUGACCUCCUGUUUGAUAUUUAUCACCAAGAUCACAACUCAUCAGUGUAAAUCUCCUUGAUGUAUGCUCGCUACUCUCUGUGAUUUAUGUUCUUACAUGUUUUUAGGCAGGGUGUAUUAUGCCUGGCAGAAUUCCUUUUGGCUUAAUUUUUACUUCCCUUCCUGACUUGCUUGAGUCUUUCUUAAUCUGAUUUUCAUUGAACAGCAAUGAGGAGCCCUGAGAAAGUGCCUACCUUUGGCCUUUGCUUGGACAGGGUAACUAAGAUUAGUCAUUUUGGGGGCAUUCCAAAAAUCAGUGUAUUCUCAAAAAUUUAUUCUUGUCUAUUAUCAUCAAAACCUUUUUAUUUAAGAAUUUUUAUAUGAAAUAUAAAACAAAUAUUUUCUACUUUGUGCUCUUGGAUUCUACAUUUGUGAAAAUAAUUUUUGUAAGGUACAGAGAACAUACACAUUUCUUCAAAAAGUCAUGAUACUUGGUUUGGUCUGUUUAUGAUUCUCUUGUUUUUGUGCAUUCUGCACCAAAAUGUUUUUGUACUCUGCAACAUAUUACUUUUAGAUAACAAAAGGCUUAUGAUUCGUGCCCUAAAAUAUUUGGGGGGUUCCUUUUGAGAGAAUGGCUGCAUCAACUCCCUCUUCUUCCUGCUGCUAUGCAGUCGUAUGGGUACAAUUUUUUUUUGGAUGAGACAGGGUCUCACUAUGUAGUUCAGACUGGCCUUGAACUCACUGCGCAUAGCCGGGCUUCUGAGACUCAUAGGGAUCCUUCGCCUCAACCUCCCAAGUGCUGACAUUUCAAGCGUGCACCACCACGCCCAGCCUACAAUUUGUAAUUACUUACAAAACCUGUGAUAGAAGAGGGACAAAUUUUGAUUUUAGAAUUAAUUUUAAAAUACUUUUUGUAGAAAGUUAGUGUUAAAGCAAAAUGCAUUUUUUGCUCCAUCUGCAUGAUCUCAAGAUAUAAAACACUCAGUGUCUAUUCAGUAGCUAAGAUGAGCUUUCAGAGCUCACACAGAAAUGAAUCCAUUGAGCUGAAAUUCAUCUCAUGCCUUUAACUCUCAUGGACUGCAUUUCGCUUCUCUUCAUAAAGAGCUUUGUGUUUGGCCUUUCAUUAUCAUACACAUUGUUAAAUGAAUAAAACUGACACACUUUUGGGAAAUGUGCAUUUUAAGUGUUUUUUUCUAAUGGGUCUAGGCCUUAUGAUGCCACCUCAUUUUGGAUAUAACUGAAGUAAUCUAUUAACUGCACCUGCACAAAACUGGAAAACAUUAUGGGUAAAGAGCACUUGAACGUGGAACUGUGGUGUGUGGUAAAUGUUUUCUCUUGCUUUGUUCCGGGAAGAUGAAAGCAAGCGUUUAGAGCAGUGAUAGUGAACCUAUGGCAUGUGUGCUGCAGCUGGCUGUAAUCGCCGAAAGCUCUAACAGGUUCGCCAUCUCUGGAGAGUAGGGGAGAUGUUGCUUCUCUCACCUGGCACACAUGCCUGGACUGAAGUCAGAGAAAAGUCAUUCACAUCAAAUGAAAUUUGAGUAUUAGCUACAAAGAAUAUAGAACACCGGAAGUUGCCUGACACGUUAUUGUGUAACUGAAUGGGACAGAAUGGUAUAAAGAUUUGCUUCUUAACAAAACUUGCCUUUAAUCAGAACAUUUACAUUCUCAGGGAUCCAGGCAUAACUGAUGUAGCUCUCUUUCAGGACUUCACAAAAUAGAUUCUGACUCUAUCCAGGGUUUUGUUAUUCUCAUUUUCUAAAGUGUGAGUUGAUCUUAAAGUGUGAGUGCUUCUUACAGUAGGGCCGUUGUGUGUACUGAUUGCAGUGUCAGAUAGGAUUCUCUUAAGUUUUGGACAUAAGUGUGAAACAUGGAGAGAUGUUUAAAUGAUUUUGGCCACAUAAAUAUGUAUGAGAAACCCUACCUUCUUUUACAGGAAGAAUUUUCAAAACAAAACUCAGAUUUGCUACCAUUCCCCAAACUAGAACUUCUCCAUGGCUAAGCACUGGUUCUGUUCAAGUGCAGAUAAAUCUGAUUAUCCAUGAAAAUUCCUGGAACAAUUUGCUAGUAAGAUGAAUAAUGAAUAUGUAAGCUGCUUCUCACACACUUGGGUGCAAACUUUGUUGCUCUUGAUGCCACAGCUUUUCAGUGUCUUUGUUAUUUAAAUCUUACACACAGGUGUUUAUGUAGGUUUGGACAACACAGCACUGAUACAAUGAAUAGAGAUACUACUGUCUGAUGUAUGAAAAUGUGUCAGUACUGCAUUUACUACACUGUUGGAGCAGAUCUUUAUUUUAUGUGUUCAUAUUCACUUAAAAAUAAUUUUACUUUAAGAAAAAAGUUUGCUAAAUUAUAAUCAUGAGACUUUCACUGGCGUUUGAUUUCCAAGAAUGUAUUUUCCAAAAACUAAAUGUAGAAGAUUAAAAAUAAAGUUUAUGGCAUAUACAGGCAGUGGCAUUGGUUCAUUUCAUUUGCACACAGACACACACAUAUUCCAUGUAUGAAAACUGUAACAUGUUUUCUAUAUUUAGUAAUUUUCCAAAAUUGCAGGUGGUCUUAGGCUAAUAUUAAGGAUACCAAUCUUUAUAAAUUUAUUACUUUAUAAUCAUGGAAUAUUCUAUCCUAUUAUAAGAAAUCAAAUACUAAAACUUAGUUUGAGAACAUGAGUGUUAUUGAGCAUUCCUGGAAAGCUGUAGCAUUCUUUACCUAACCUACAUCAGGGUAUGUCUGUGUGGAACAGAGCUACUGUAUUUUCAUUUUUCACCUUCAGUCCUAACUUUUUCCCGUGCAUGUCACCACAGUUCACUAUCACUUAACAUUCAUGUUAUGUAAAGAGGGUAAAUGAGCUCUUCGGCAUCUCAGUGUUGUGGCAGAGCUCUGAUAGGUGUGCUGUGGCGUGCAACAGUGAGUUAUGUGCAUAACCUUAUCAGUCCUUAGUGAAAUACUUGCUUUUCAAGUGUUUCACCAUUCCAGUUUUAUAUGUUUGAUUAAAACAUUGCAUAGUGUUGAUGGGUUCAUUAAAAUUUAUUCUGUGGAUUUGACAGUAUUUGCUUGUGUUUUUCAAUGAAAUUCUUUCCUCUAUGUUCUCAGCACUGUCUUAUGUACAUAAGGUAUUUUAUUUUCCUUCUACACUCACAUCCUUAAAUUUGGUCAAUGCUUGUAUAGUAACAAUGUAUUUGUGCUGGAAGAUUUGCAGUGACACCUGGAUGUAUUUAUUUAUUUGAGGAAGCUAGGCCUAUAAUUAUGCCUGACUAGUUAGUUCUACUUUAUCCAUCCCUUCAAUAUUUUGAACUGAUCCUGUGCUCCUUCAUUUCCGAUCCUGUGCUCCUUCAUUUCCACCAAAAGCGUAAGAAUACAGCUGUAGGUCCAGUUUGUUUUCAUUAACUGUGCAUUGCAUCAAAGUCUUUCUUUCUGGAAACAGAGAGUGGUGGGAGGGCAAAGGAGUUCUUUUGCAUCCUGAUGUGUAUUCUGAAGAUAUGUAUGUGAAAA